AUGUCCGACUCCCCUCCGCCUCCCUCAUCAUGGAGCAUCGGCAACAUGACCAACAGCGCUGUACAAUUCCUCCGACUGCCCGUUCUAGCUUCAUCCGGCCUGGCCGUCAUCGCAAGUGGACUCUUAUACUUUAAGCAAAAUGAAUUGAUAUACCCCCGCAACGUCCCAGUCGACGCGCGCACAAACGUCCCGAGUCCCCGACAAUUCGGCAUAACCGACUUUGAAGAUCUGCAGAUUCCGACUCCGGAUGGCGAAUCGCUGCAUGCGCUGCUCCUGCGGCCACCCAAGACUCGUUAUCGGCGCAAUCUGACGGUGAUAAUGUUCCACGGAAACGCUGGCAAUAUCGGGCAUCGGGUCCCCAUCGCCAAGGCAAUUCAGGAUACGUUACAAUGUAAUGUGUUUAUGCUUGAAUAUCGUGGGUAUGGAAUGUCGACGGGUACGCCCGACGAGGCUGGUUUGAAAAUCGAUGCGCAGACGGGUCUGGAUUAUCUGCGGCAACGGGUUGAGACGAGGGAUGACAAGUUUGUUGUUUAUGGGCAGAGUCUGGGUGGUGCGGUUUCUAUCAAUCUUGUCGCGACCAAUCAAGAACAUGGUGAUAUUGGGGGGUUGAUCUUGGAGAAUACCUUUUUGAGUAUUCGCAAGUUGAUUCCUAGUAUAUUCCCGCCAGCACGGUACCUGGCUCGCUUGUGCCAUCAGUACUGGACAAGCGAGGACGUGCUACCAAAGAUCUCCAAGGUGCCGAUCCUCUUCCUGAGUGGAUUGAAAGAUGAGCUUGUACCUCCAUCCAAUAUGACCCAACUAUUCGCCGUGUGCAAGUCAGAAACCAAGAUCUGGCGCACGCUACCAAAUGGAGGCCACAACGACUCCGUGGCUGAACCGGGCUACUUUGAACAUAUCCACUCCUUCAUUAUGGAGGAAGUUAUGAGCGAGUAG
Penicillium cataractarum is the source of this 933-nucleotide messenger RNA. RefSeq names its product alpha/beta hydrolase. The record is from RefSeq and is a predicted model, not a curated record. NCBI's taxonomy places the organism in Eukaryota, Fungi, Ascomycota, Eurotiomycetes, Eurotiales, Aspergillaceae. Gene Ontology annotation, molecular function: palmitoyl-(protein) hydrolase activity. The coding region runs from base 1 to 933 and encodes 310 amino acids. Gene Ontology annotation, cellular component: membrane. The transcript has 4 exons.